This is a messenger RNA of Kwoniella botswanensis, 438 nucleotides long. RefSeq lists its product as uncharacterized. The transcript is spliced from 3 exons. NCBI's taxonomy places the organism in Eukaryota, Fungi, Basidiomycota, Tremellomycetes, Tremellales, Cryptococcaceae. The record is from RefSeq and is a predicted model, not a curated record. Bases 1 to 438 code for a protein of 145 amino acids.
AUGUCCCCAUCGACACUCGUCCAAUCACCUCGACCUGUCAGACCCACCCUCAAACCUCUCACUUCCCUUUCAACCGUCCCGUCCGAACUCGACCUGCACAUGAAGAAUCACCGAUCAUACUCUGUCUCUUCGUCGAUUUCUACCACCAGUAGCUCAAGUACAUAUAGUAGAGCGGCGGAUGAUAUGAUUGAUAGACUUGCUGGACAGGAGACGCAUGCCACUAUCGAUCUAUGGUCAGGAGGCAAUAUCCGCCUGAAUGGUCGAGAUCUCACCGCUACUGCUCGAGAUGCCGAGGACCUCCUGCAUGCGUUGAAGGAAGAUGGGAGGUUCGAAUUUGUAAAAUUGACUCUCUUCGAUGAAGAAGGUGAAGAUUGGAAGAUCUCUUUCCGAAGAUCGAACGUUAGUAUCGCUUCACCCGUCAUUUCCGAUUCAGAGUAA